Messenger RNA from Eptesicus fuscus (big brown bat), 327 nucleotides. Its product is annotated as 60S ribosomal protein L27a-like. Gene Ontology annotation, cellular component: cytosolic large ribosomal subunit. Gene Ontology annotation, molecular function: structural constituent of ribosome. The coding region runs from base 1 to 327 and encodes 108 amino acids. The record is from RefSeq and is a predicted model, not a curated record. The transcript has a single exon. NCBI's taxonomy places the organism in Eukaryota, Metazoa, Chordata, Mammalia, Chiroptera, Vespertilionidae.
AUGAACUUCAACAAAUAUCACCCAGGCUACUUUGGGGAAGCUGGUGGGAGGCAUCACCGCUUACUAGUAAAGAGGAAACAGAGCUUCUGCCCAACUGUCAACCUUGAUAAACUGUGCACCCUGGUCAGUGAGCAGACACGGGGAAAGGCUGCCAAAAGCAAGACUGGAGCCGCUCCUUCCAUGGAUGUGGUGCGAUCAGGCUACUGCAAAGGUCUGGGGAAGGGGAAGCUCCCAAGGCCGCCUGUCAUUGUGAAGGCCAAGUUCUCCGGCAGAAGAGCUGAGGAGGAGGUGAAGGGUGUUGGUGGGGCCUGUGUGCUGGUAGCCUGA